AUGCAAGCAACGCUUCUCAUCGUUUCUUCGCUUUUAGCCAAUGCUUUGAUUGCUCAUGAGGUUUGCCUAUGAUUUUCAUAAAAUUCGCUGACGUAUCGGUUUUUACAGACAAGCUUAUCGCCCGUUGUCCAUAGAUUUAAGAGACAUUGUAGUAACUAUGGGUGCGGCCGAUCUGUCUGCCAAGAAUGCCCUACUUGUUGUGAUAGCCGACCUUUCAACCCGGUUUUCAACAUUAACUUUGUGAGUGUUUACUUUUUUCCCUUUGUGAACCCAUCGAUACUCACUGUUCACAACAAUUAAGAACUGUUGCUCGGCUCCUCGACCAUCUCCCUCCUGUUGCCCGUACGUCCCACCAGUCACAGCUCCACCACCACCACCGGCAUGCUGUCCUCCUGCUCCAAUGCGAGGCCCAGCUUCAUGUUGUCCACCACCAGCACUGUCCCCGGUUAUCUGUUGCAAACAGGCGCCAGUUCCUGAGAAUCCGUGCUGCCAAGCUAUUGCCGAUGUGAUGCCACCAGCCCCAUCUUCUCCAUCUUGCUGUGCCGCCGCUCCUGUUCCCGCAAAUCCGUGCUGCCAGCCCGCUCCUAAGCCGGUUCCCUGCACUUGUGCUGCUCCAAGACCCGUGCCAUGCAGAUGCGCAGCUCCAACCUUCAACAUUGACUGCCCCAACUGUGAUAUGCCGUCUGCAAGGUUGUUAUCAGUUUGAUUACUGUAGAUUACGAUGAAAUAUACUUUCAGGUGCCCGAUGUCGCCAAUGGAAUGCUCGAUGAGAAGAAUGCGCAGGGAUGUUCAUCAACAGAUUCUUCAACAUUUUCACGUGUCUCUUUAA
Messenger RNA from Caenorhabditis sp. 36 PRJEB53466, 829 nucleotides. Lineage: Eukaryota; Metazoa; Nematoda; Chromadorea; Rhabditida; Rhabditidae. The record is from the annotation of a GenBank genome assembly.